ACCUGCUCCCCCUUUCAUCAUCGACACACUAUGUGGAUGUUAUCUUUAGCCGUAUGGAUUCUCAAUGUCACAAAUCUCACUCAUGGAUAUGACUAUGAUGAGUAUUACCCAGGCGAGGAGGAAACCAAGGCCCCGCUGGUUGGGGAGGGACUCCGUGAUUUAGACACAGUGUCCAAUGUGGACGAGCUGGUGGAGCUGUUGUACCCAGAGUACAGUCUGGUGCAGCAUUGCCUACGUAGGAAAACCCAGCGCACCUCCACUCCUCUCCAUCCUGAAGACGACGUCUGGGCCUGGGGCAAGCCCAGGGAGGGGGCACUGUACAAGUCUGACGACGGCACCUUUGACGUUAUUCUGGAGGAGAUCCAGCGUACCAUGUGCAGUCCUCGGGAGGUGUGUCUGGAGGUGUCUAAAGAGUACCCAGAGAGCACCCGUCACUUCUACAUGCCUCGCUGUGUGUCUGUGCACCGCUGUGGGGGCUGCUGUACCCACGAGGGUCUGUACUGCACCAACACCAGCCAUACUUACAGCAACAAGACGCUGCUGGAGAUGACUCACCGUGAACACUCUGUGGUGAUGGUGGCGUUCGUCAACCACACAUCCUGUGAGUGUCUGUCCAAGAGGCCCCAGCACUCCGUCAUCAGGAGGGCUGCUGCAGCCCACCUCACCGUGUGUUCUCCGCCAGAUGUUCCCUGCAGUACAGGACUGGUCUGGGACCCCACCAGCUGCCUGUGUGUUCCCAUGGACACAAGCUUCUUCUCCGAGAGAGAGCUGGAACCCCUGGAGUCGGCCUUGCUGGCGCUGUGUGGCCCCAACAAAGUCCUAGACGAGGACAGCUGUGAGUGUGUGUGUGAGAACGGUCUGACAGAGGCCAGCUGUGGGCCGGGCUGGCGUCUAGACCAGGCGUCCUGUGAGUGUCUCUGUGAGGACCAGCCCGCCCCGGGGACCUGCCCUCCCAACCAACGCUGGGACCCAGAGCUGUGUGGCUGUGUGUGCCAGUCAGAGUGCCCCCGUAGCCAGCCUCUCAACCCAGAGACGUGCCUGUGCCAGUGCAGGGAUAGCCCUCAGACCUGCCUGCUAGAGGGCAAGAGGUUCAACGCACACAACUGCAGCUGUUACCGGCUGCCCUGCAGAAAGCCACACAACAGCUGUCCAACAGGCUUCUACUACAGCCACUACGUCUGCCAGUGCAUACCCAACCACAUGAGGUCAGGGGAGUGGAACUGACAAAGCUGGGGUUACCAGCACUGGUGUUACCAGCACUGGUGUUACCAGCACUGGUGUUACCAGCACUGUGGUGUUACCAGCACUGGUGUUACCAGCACUGGUGUUACCAGCACUGGUGUUACCAGCACUGGUGUUACCAGCACUGGUGUUACCAGCACUGUGGUGUUACCAGCACUGGUGUUACCAGCACUGGUGUUACCAGCACUGGUGACAAACUCUAGGGUCAAUGUACUGUAACUGUAUGGUGGAAACGAGGCGGUGUGUUUGCAAUGUAGAGCCGGUAGAUGGAGGCUAGAAUAGGGGAAUGUUUUUUUAUGAAUUCUCCUGAUAGGCCGCGAGGCUCUCCAUCGUCAGACCAGGGAACAUACAAUGAAGCACACAACGAUGCAGUCGUCUAGAUACUGCAGGUCAUGGUCUGAAUCAUGGACAUUAUUGACAUUGCCUCAGAUUCAUUAUGUGUGGCUGUUAAAAUGAAAAAAAAUAUUCAUUCCAUAAAAUGAAAUAAUUUUUAGAUUAUCUGACAUGGAUAUUUAUUGCAAGUGACCCUGCAGCUCUUCGAGAUGACGAUGACAUAACUGGGAAGAAACGCCCUGACAUGAGAAGGAAGACAAAAGACUGAAAUGUAAAGCCCAUGCAUAUACUGUAUUGUACAAAACGUGUGACUGUAGUCAGUGGUGGCUGUGAAUGAAAAGUGUGUUUUUAAUGUCAUAUCCUAUUUGUAUUGUAUUUAAAAUACACGCUAUUGAUAAAAUAAAAUACAAACUUGAUUGGCUUUGGUAAAUGUGUACGGUGUGUGUUUGAUAAGAGUUUUGUGACAAGAAGUUUGGCAACAGACUAUGGGAACCACAGACUGGCACCAUGGAGAGUGUGAUGUGAUGUCUCCAAUCACAAAACAAAGGCAUUGAAAAACACACACUCCUGCAGUGAAAAUGGAUCCAAGACCUUUGUCUCAAAUUCCUCAUACCAGCCGUAUGUGUUUGGAACAAUAAACACUAUCUCGAGGUCAAUUGCAGAGAGAUCUAAUUCCCAUCUGGCUUGUGUCUUUAGAAACUGCCAUCCAGAGUUGGUACUCUAAACCAGCGCAGCCCUCUGUACAGAAACAGGACUGCAUAGCUAAACUCAGUGAUAGUAGCUUUUGUUUGUGAUAAUCCAAAUAGUUUGGUUUAUAAGUAGGCCUACAGAGUAGAGACAGUACUUUAGACGGUUGACUCUUUGUCAAGGGUGAUAUAUG
Molecule: messenger RNA, 2455 nt
Organism: Oncorhynchus kisutch (coho salmon)
Lineage: Eukaryota; Metazoa; Chordata; Actinopteri; Salmoniformes; Salmonidae
Product: vascular endothelial growth factor C-like
Exons: 7
Coding region: 31-1224 (397 amino acids)
Biological process (GO): positive regulation of protein phosphorylation; sprouting angiogenesis; positive regulation of endothelial cell proliferation
Cellular component (GO): membrane
Molecular function (GO): growth factor activity; chemoattractant activity; vascular endothelial growth factor receptor 3 binding
Source: RefSeq, a predicted model, not a curated record